AUGAAGGACAGCAAACAUCACGAGCGGACUAAACAUAUUGAUACCAAGUACAUGCGCACCAGAGACCAUGUCAAAGCCGGCGAUACCCGUCUUGAAGCUGUUACUUCAGCAGAUAAUGUGGCAGACAUUUUUACCAAAGCUCUGGCUAAGCCGCAGUUUUUAUAUUUGAGGAAUCUUCUGGUCUUCUCCGCUAUGUCUAAUCACGGAAACACUACAGGAGUCAAUGAAGGACCCUCAUCCUUCGAGUCAGCCAGCACUGGAAGUUCUGUUGCCCACUCAACAUCUGAGACCCAUUCAAAGAACAACGCCAGCUCUUAUGAGACAUUCGCCGAUCUCCUGUUUUAUUAUCUUGACCAAGUAGAAUUUGCUUACAAUUCCGCACCACAGUCUACUAUUAAGACAUCUCCAUUUGUCGCUGAUCUUGGCUUUCUACCUCGCCAACCUGCAAUGAUCCGUCCACCAUCGGAUGCUCGUACACCCUCAAAUGUGGAAAGUCUACAAGUCAAACUGAAAGCUAUUCUGUUACGUACUCAAGAGUACAUGAGUUUCUCACAGUUGAGUCAACAACGACAAGCUGACAAGCAUCGUCGUCCUGUGGAAAUUAAAGUUGGUGAUUCUGUUCUUAUCCACCACACUAGUUUUCAGAGCCCUAGCAAUAGGAUGCUGCCACUUUUCGUCGGUCCAUACACCGCCAACAACCGUGUUUUUAAUGUUUCGAAAUUACGCAAAUAUGUCAAAUCUGAUGAAUACCCUGCUGAGAUUAGACCUACUGAGGAUUAUGUUAAGAAGAACUUGAACUGCAUUGCUAGCGUAGCCGCUAUGCAAAAUGGUCUUGUCUAUCUACAGUUCACAGAUAGCCUACCUGGACAUUGCGUCGCCAUUUCAACAAGUUUUUGGAAUACUAUGCCUGCCGAAAAAAGGAUACCAUUAUUCAAAGCUUACAUGGUUAGAAUCAAAGCUCGGGACGAGCCUUUAUGA
Molecule: messenger RNA, 978 nt
Organism: Magnusiomyces paraingens
Lineage: Eukaryota; Fungi; Ascomycota; Dipodascomycetes; Dipodascales; Dipodascaceae
Exons: 4
Coding region: 1-978 (325 amino acids)
Source: RefSeq, a predicted model, not a curated record